AGUCAGUUGUCAAACGGAUUUUUGUGAAUGGCCACUGUCGCUCGGAAGCGGCGUCGCGCAGUCUAAUUGCCGUUUUAAUUGAAAAAUUAUAAAACUGUAAUUAAUACGCGUCAGUUUUUUUAUGAAUAAGUGCAUUGUAACCAGAAAAAAAUAUCAUAUCCGAAGAAAUUUAAAAUAACUAUUCAUUAAAGCGUAAAUUCACAAAAAUAUAGUUAAAAUCGUAAAAUCUUUACGUAAAUAUGAGUGUUUGUCGAUCUAGCGUGUCUCAGUGACGGGGACGCUACGGGAAAUGUAAUCUAGUGUUAAGGGAAAAGGAAUAUUCGGAGCCCUUAGUGGGCGAACAGCCAUGGCAGGAGACGAGUCCAGUGUUCGUGUUGCAGUCAGGAUCCGGCCGCAAACGCCAGCUGAAGUUCUAGAAGGAUGCGGCAUAUGCGCACGCGCAGGCGGGCCAGCGGGCGAGGGCGGCGUCGCACUGGGCACCGAACGUGCGUUCACUUUCGACUACGCGUUCGAACCCUGCACCUCGCAGCAGGAGGUAUACGACACCUGCGUCAGGAAGCUGGUGGAGGCGGCACUCGACGGCUACAACGCGACUGUACUCGCUUAUGGACAGACUGGCUCAGGCAAGACAUACACGAUGGGCAGCGGCUGGGAGGGCGAGGGCGAGUGUGACGACGACAGACGCGGCAUCAUCCCGCGCGCCAUCCGCGACCUCUUCGCCGGGGCCGACGCGAGGGCGGAGGAUGCGCGCGCGCAGGGACAGCUGCCGCCCGAAUUCUCCGUGCAGGCGCAGUUCAUCGAGCUGUAUAAUGAAGAUAUUGUAGAUCUGCUGGAUCCAGCGAAGGAUCCGUUCGCUAAGGGCGCCCUCCGAAUAACAGAAGACGGUUGCGGCGGAGUUAAAAUAGUAGGGGCUUCGAUGCGGGCAGUCAGAGGAGUGAGAGAGGCACUCGGAGCCCUCAGAGCAGGGGCCCUCGCAAGAACCACAGCAGCGACUAACAUGAAUUCGACUUCCUCGCGGUCGCACGCGGUGUUUACUCUCCUACUACGGCAGAGGAGGCUAGCAGCUGACCAGGAUCCAGCAGAGAGGGAAGCAGAAACAGACGCGCCAGAGCAGUACGAGACGCUGACUGCCAAGUUCCAUUUUGUCGACUUGGCUGGAUCUGAACGGUUGAAGAGGACAGGAGCGACGGGCGAGCGAGCCAAAGAGGGUAUAUCAAUAAACUGCGGUCUACUAGCGCUGGGUAACGUGAUAUCAGCUCUCGGGGACAAGUCCAGGCGAGUGAUGCACGUGCCGUAUCGAGACUCCAAGCUGACGAGGUUACUGCAAGACUCGCUGGGAGGCAACAGCAACACGGUAAUGAUAGCGUGCGUGUCACCGAGCGACAGGGACUUCAUGGAGACGCUCAACACUCUCAAGUACGCGAACAGAGCGCGCAACAUCAAGAACCGGUGCGUCGUGAACCAGGACCUCACCUCGCGCACCAUACACCAGCUGCGGCAGGAGGUGGCGCGGCUGCAGCUCGAGCUCGCCGAGUACAAACAGGGAAAACGCGUGAUAGCCGAGAACGGCGAGGAAGGCUGGAGUGAUGUGGUGCAGGAGAACGCGAUCCUGACGAGCGAGGUGGAGGCGCUGCGGCGUCGCGUGAAGGCCAUGCAGGGCACCAUCGAGCAGCUCUCCGCGAGGAACUCCGCGCUCGUCGCCGAGAAGGCGCUCGCCACCUGGACACCCAAGGAGGGCAGUCCUGAUGCCAAUGACUGCUCGCUUACUGCUCUCGUGCAGGGUUAUGUGAGCGAGAUAGAAGACCUGCGCACGCAGCUGAUGGAAGCGAACGCGCUGUACGAGACGAGCAGGCGGCGCGAGGCCGUCGCUCGCACCAGGAACGACUCCGUGCACGACCCGUCCGCGGUGUUAGACGACGCCAAGCGGGAGCUGUAUAAGGAGAAAGAGUUGCUGGCAAGGAGUAUGGGCGAGAUGGAGUUCCAGCGUAAAUUGAACAUGACGGACAGCGUGAUGAGCACCGACGAUCGACCCAUGGGCGAGAGAGAGAGGGCGGAGGGCGAGAGUGCUGACGACUCUGACCCGUCUGAUGUUGAUGGAGACGCUACUGAUUCCGAUGAGGACUCAGAGGCUAAAGGUCAACGUGCACUAUCAGCGCAACUAGCAGCUUUAAGCGAGGACAUCGACACGAAGGCGCGCCUGAUCGAGCAGCUGGAGGUGUCGCAGCGCCGCCUCGCCGCCCUGCGCACGCACUACGAGCAGCGUCUCGACACGCUGCACCACCAGAUCAAGGCCACCACCGACGAGCGCGACAAAGUGCUGGCUUCACUGGCGACUCAAGCGUCCCCGCCCAGCGAGAAGCUGAAGCGCGUGAAGGAGGACUACGAGCGGCGCGUGUCGGCGAUGUCGCGCGAGCUGAAGCGGCUGCAGGCGGCGCAGCGCGAGCACACGCGCCUGCAGCGCUCGCAGCAGCACGCCGCCACGCAGCUCGCCACGCUGCGCAACGAGCUGCAGCACAUGAAGCGCGAUAAGGUGAAACUGGUGCAACAGAUGCGCGCUGAGGCGAAACGUCACGCACAGGCCGAGGCGGCGAGAGCUAAAGAGGUGGCGCAAUUGCGUAAGGAAUCGCGGAAGAAUGCGAACCUCAUACGGUCGUUGGAGGCCGAAACGAAACUCAAGGAGCAGGUAUUACGUCGCAAGCAGGAGGAAGUGUCGCUCCUAAGGAGAGGGCAUAGGGAUAAACUAAGCAGUCGGGCGGCUGGUAUACUGCACGGCGGGCGGUCCCGCGGGCACAAGUCAGCGCGGGCGAGUCGCGAGGCGUGGUCGCGGCUGCAGUGCUGGGUGUCGCGCGCGUGCGCCGCGCGGGCCACGCUGGGCGAGCUGGAGGCCGCGCUGGAGCGACACCUGCGCCGGCGCGAGGCCGCGCGCCACCACGAGCCCGACACCGCGCCGCUCCUCGCGUACCUUCGCGACGCCAUCGCGGAAACGCAGGCGCAAAUCAUGCAGAUAGAGGAGGAAAAUGACGAGAACGAGCUCCCUCGCCUGCUGGACCACGUGGACAGCGUGGCGGCGGGACGGUACGCGCUCGAGCGCAUGUCCGCGCUCGCGCUGCAGCACGCACAGGAGGCCGCCAGGAACCUCAAGAUGCUCAACGAUACCAAAGCGCAGCUCAAAGAGGUGGAAGAGAACGCAGAGCGUACAGCCCGGCUGCUGGCGGCGGCGGACGAGCAGAACCUCAACCCGUGGGGCGCGCCGCCCGCGCUCGCCGCGCUGCUCGCGCACGUCUCCUCCGGCACCUCCACGCGCUCCGUCUCGCCCGUCGACAGUACGUUCUUCGAAAACCGGCAAACUACUACUAACGGCGUAAGGGAGACGAACACGGCACCCACGUCACCGCCAGAUGACAAUUCAAAUUCUCCUUUCCAACGCAACACCGGGCGGCGCGGGUCGGUGCGGCUGCGCGACCUGGGCGUGGUGUCGCGCGAGGAGGACGCGAUGUCGCAGUCGCUGGUGGAGCCGCCCGCGCUGCGCCCCGCGCCGCUCAGCAGGGUGCCCAGCGCGCCCGGCAGUCUAAGAGGUCUACAACCCGUGGGUGCGUCGUCACCAGUGAGCACACGCCGCCCCCCUCCCCCGGAAAGCCCUCGCCCGCCGAGACGACAACCCAACAUCUCCAAACCAGCCUCCUUAGAGGCGGGCGCGGCGUCGGGCACGCCGCCCGCCUCGCCCGGCGCCACGCGCCGCGCGCGCGACGACGACGUGUUCCUGCGGCUCGCCGGCGCCGGACACGACAACUCGCCGCAGGGCGUCGUCAAGGAGCUGGCGCAGAAGCGCAUUAGUGGCGGUAUGACCAGCUCGAACGCGUGGAUUCAGUGCACGCACGUGGCGGAGGGACACGCGGGCGCCGCGCUCGCGCUCGCGGCUACACACCAUCUGCUGUACAGCGGGGGCGUCGACCGCACGGUCCGCGGCUGGGACCUGUCGCUGGGCACGGAGGCGUGGCGCGGCUGGUGCGGCGGCGCGGUGUCGGCGCUGGCGGCGGGCGAGGCGGACGGGCGCGGCGAGGGCCGGCUGCUGCUGGCGGCGGCGGGCGGCGCCGUGCGGCUCUUCGACACCAGGAGCCGCACGCCGCUCACCACGCUCUGGUCGUCUGGCGUGAGCGGGCUGUGUCCGUCGAGCCGCGGCAUCGCGGGCGAGGUGGCGGUGACGGCGCUGGCGCUGGCGCACUCGCACCGCCUCUACACCGCCGCCGGGGACAAGCUGCGGCUGUGGGAUCUGCGCAUGUUGGAGAGCAUUUGCAAAGUGUGGUCAGGCCACGCGGCGGCAGUCAUGUGUCUCGCACUGGGCAUGGGCACCAACGGCGAUCUCGUCGCGACCGGCUCGAAGGACCACUACGUCAGAACCCUGGAGAUGCAACCCCAAGAUGCAGGUGGUUGGGAAGCGAGUAAUCGUCGUUUGCUCGAGCCGCCGCACUACGACGGCGUGCAGGCGCUCGCGCUCUGCGACGACGUGCUCUACAGCGCCUCCAGGGACACCAGCCUCAAGCGGUGGAGUCUCACCGACAACUCGCUUACACAUAGCGUGAUGAACGCGCACAAGGGCUGGGUGACGGGCGUGUGCGUGGUGGGGCCGGAGGCGGAGCGCGUGGUGGCGUCGUGCGGGCGCGACGCGGCGCUGCGGCUGUGGAGCGCCGCGCUGCGCCCCGCCGCGCCGCCCGCCGCGCUGCCCGACGCUGCGCAUGCGCUGCGCCCGCAUCCGCGACACGCGCUGCGCGUGCUCUACACCGCCGGCAAUGACGGGCGUGUACGGUGCUGGCGGAUCCGGCAGUACAGAUGACCGUGGUCGGCGCCGGGCUCGCCGGGACACGCGCCGCCGCGCCGCCCGCCGCCGCGCCGCGCCUGGAGGUGACGCACGCGCACGCACCGACACCAAGCACACACGGGUUACACCGACGGUUGUUUUGUGUUGACCUUGCGUACAUAUCAUGGUAUUGCGUGACAGUGAGUACCUUUAAACUACAAUUGUAUUAUGCAAUUAGACGUAAAAUGGUUUUGAGCGAACAAGAUGAGUAAUAAUUGUCAUAGUUGUGUUUUGUUGUACUCACGAACACGCAAUAUUGAAGAAGAGAUCUAAUAAAUUAUUAUUUUGCUUUUGUGUAACAAAAGUAUGUUUUCGAUACAAGGUGUCGAAAUAAAGUUUUGCGCUUUGACACGCUUUCAAGACAUGUGAAAUAUAUCAGACGCUAUAUGAAAUUGUUUUGAAUUAACUAAAUCUUAAUAACAGUGUUAUAUGUGGACGGCUUAUUAUAACGAAUAGUAUUAAUUAAACAAUUAAAAGACAAUUAUAAUCUUUAGUAAAAAUUGAGACGCGCUCAAAGUUAUUCUUUAUAUAUUACGCCUUAUGCUAAUCAAGAGGAACUAUAUAUUUUACUAACAAGACUAAUGUUACACUUACAAAAUUAGUCGAUGCUCGAUACUAAUAUAUGACAGAAUCGAUAAAGACAAAAAUACUCAGUAGU
Molecule: messenger RNA, 5513 nt
Organism: Manduca sexta (tobacco hornworm)
Lineage: Eukaryota; Metazoa; Arthropoda; Insecta; Lepidoptera; Sphingidae
Gene: Klp31E
Product: kinesin-like protein KIF21B
Biological process (GO): microtubule-based movement; mitotic spindle organization
Molecular function (GO): microtubule motor activity; microtubule binding; ATP binding
Source: RefSeq, a predicted model, not a curated record